This is a messenger RNA of Brettanomyces bruxellensis, 1029 nucleotides long. RefSeq names its product Fatty acyl-CoA elongase/Polyunsaturated fatty acid specific elongation enzyme (gene ELO2). The transcript has a single exon. The coding region runs from base 1 to 1029 and encodes 342 amino acids. The record is from RefSeq and is a predicted model, not a curated record. Gene Ontology annotation, molecular function: fatty acid elongase activity. NCBI's taxonomy places the organism in Eukaryota, Fungi, Ascomycota, Pichiomycetes, Pichiales, Pichiaceae. Gene Ontology annotation, cellular component: endoplasmic reticulum membrane. Gene Ontology annotation, biological process: fatty acid elongation, polyunsaturated fatty acid; sphingolipid biosynthetic process; very long-chain fatty acid biosynthetic process.
AUGGAAAAUUCAAUUAUUCCUCUUCCAACUAUUGACCGACCAUUUGGUUUUUACCUCUUUGGGGUCUUCGAUAAGGUUGUUACCUCUGUCAGCGGGGGAAGAUUCAUUCCUUCCCAGUUUGAGUUUGUCGAGAAUGAAACUUUUCUGUCCGAUCUCCCUCAUGUUGCAAUCGCCAUAGCCAUGUACUAUAUUCUUGUUUUUGGUGGUCGGUUUUUGCUCAAGAAAGUCGGUGCUAAGCCACUUUCCUUGAGAUUUCAAUUUCAAAUCCAUAAUAUGUUUUUAACCACGGUUUCGUUUCUCUUAGUUGCCCUGAUGUAUGAGCAGUUGAUCCCCAUGAUCGCACAUCACGGCUUAUACUUCUCCAUCUGUGAUGGCCAAGCUUGGACCAAAGAAAUGACUACAUUGUAUUAUUUGAACUACUUGGUCAAGUUUUAUGAGUUUUUGGAUACUUACUACUUGGUUCUGAAGCAAAAGAAACUGACAUUUUUGCAUACGUACCAUCACGGAGCCACAGCUCUUUUGUGUUACACACAGUUGAUUGGUACCACUUCAAUCUCCUGGGUUCCUAUCACUUUGAACUUGGAUGUUCAUGUUCUAAUGUAUUGGUACUACUUCCUUUCUGCUCGUGGUAUUCAUGUCUGGUGGAAAGAGUGGGUUACCCGUUUCCAGAUCCUACAGUUCAUCCUUGACUUGAUCUUCAUUUACUAUGCAACUGCCAUUAAGGUUGGACAUGCCAUUGCGCCAGAAUACGUCUGCAAGAGAUGUGCUGGAAGUCCAUUGGCUACUAUCAGUGGCUGUGCCAUUAUCUCUUCUUACCUAGUGCUUUUCAUUGCGUUCUAUAUUGAUAUCUACAAGAAGUCUACCAAGAAAUCGAAGGUUGUCAGAAGAGUUAGAGGUGGUGUUGCCGCUAAGGUUAACGAGUAUGUUCUUUUGGACAAGCAGACAGUCCAGGAUAAUUAUGAUUCUAACACUGGUUCGCCACUCCCAACAAAGAGGAGACUUCACAGGGGCGAGAAGUCUGAAUUAUGA